UGUUACAUGCGCACGCGCAUUCUCCUCACACUAUCCUCCGCGCUCGCCGUUAGUCGCAUCUUAACGUUCAUCCGCACAGCACGUCCACCGCGUAACAUGUUCAGUGAUUAAAAAUAAGGAUUGUGACGUCAGUGAUAGUGUGUAGUGUACGGAUUGGCAGAUUAAAAUGUUUCCUCGGUGGAGGACGUUGGUGGUGGUGUGGUGCGUGGUGGCUGCAGCAUUAGCAGAUGAUUCUCCACCCGGGCUGGUCAGCAAGGACAGCGAGCAAGAUCUAGUCGCCGAAGCCAGUACAGGUGCCCAAGCCCAGAAGCGGGAUGCGACGCUAUCAAACUCAUACGGCGAACCUCUACCUGCAGACGCUUACGGCCCCCCUCAAGAUCUGUCCAAUAUCAUUCCAGAUCUCCAAUUGCCAGCACCUGUUUACGGAGUGCCAACAGACCUGCAAGAGACACCGCCCGGCGCCUACGGACCUCCGUCACCAGUCGUCUUCCCGAGCCAAGUUUAUGAAGGUCCCCCGCCUCCAAUCCUAAAGCCAAAACCUGUAUACGGACCGCCAAAACCUAUCUACGGUCCACCAAAACAAGUAUAUGGUCCACCAAAACAUGUAUACGGACCACCAAAGAAGACCUAUGGACCUCCGAAAUUUAGCCUUCCUAAACCUACAUACGGAGUUCCGUUUAAACCACCAAAGAUCAGCGUGCCUAAACCGAUUUAUGGCGUACCAAAACCUGUGUAUGGUCCGCCUAAACAAGUUUAUGGACCACCAAAGCCCAUUUAUGGAACGCCUUUGUUGAACGCGCCAAGUCUACAUACUCUUCCGAACUUACCCAUCGCAGAGUUGCCUCCAGUGUCGACUAGCAUUGGAACGAUCAGCUCAAAUAUUGAUCUAGGCUUGAACUUACCAGCACCGAUCUACGGAACACCAAUACCGUCUCUGCCACUGGAUCUGAAGCCUAACUUCCCAAUUCCAGCGGAAACUUAUGGACCUCCAGGACAUCCGAUUGGCCCAAUUGGACCUAACGAUCAAGUUGUAGUCCAUGACAGUAGUAUUGGACACUACGGUCCACCCCAACCGGAUCCGAACCCCCGUCCACCGCAUCCAGGCAUUCCCGCGCCUCCGACGCCUCCUCACGUUUUGUAUGAUGGUUGGAAGCCAAUCCCAGGUGUAUCCAAACCUGUGAUUGAACAACACGUCGAACAUGGACUGAACAAUAUCGGUGACCAAUAUGGCCCACCGCCGCCUGCGCCGCAAGUCCAAGAAGUCCACAUAAACCUCGACGGCCAAUCACUGCCUGAUGCUCAUCAACAACAUUCGUUCAAUAGUGGAUCUGCUCAAAUUACCACUGGUUAUUCCAGCGUCCAUCAAGAUGCGUUAGCGAAUAUCGACUUAAAUGCUAUCGUUGGUGGAGAUUCGAAUCACAUUGACCAAUCAAAAACAGUGUACGAAGCGCAUUACACUGAGCCAGCCAAUCCUCAAGACGACUUAGCUUUCAUCCAGAGCUCUAUUUCUUCGGGACUGUCCAUCCCUUCAGGACUCGAUAAGCCAAUAGACACUUAUUCUGCUCCACCCCUAGACUCAUUGUCCAAUGGUCCUUACCCAGGCUCAAUCAGGCAACAAGGAGCUAAGGGUCUCGUACCUCCCUCAGGAGUCUACGGGGUCCCACCUGGAAGUCACUACGGUGCUCCACCAAAACCCUUACCACAUAACCUGCCAAUUCCUUACGGCUCGCACUCCGGCGGCGGACAUACAGGUGGCAACACUCCGAGACACCCAAUCAAAUUCAGGGAGGGAGUGCCAGACGGUUUGCUGCAACACAUUGGAAAGGUCACACGCCACAAAGAUAUCCAUGCGAUUGAUCAUGUAAGUCAAGGCCCUCAAUAUCUGCCUCCGCCAAUCCGCGACAUCAAAGACGUAGCUCAUCAAACAGGUAACGGUGGUAUUGAAAGUUUAGCACUGUCCAUUGAACCAACGAACUUGUACAGUCUACCUCAUGCCGGCAAUCCAAUCAAUUUCAACGUUCAACAACCUAGUAGCACCUAUGGAUCACCAAUAGAUUCAUACUCAGUGCCUUUGCAUACAGUUGGAGACCAUACUGCAUCAGGAUCAAACACCAACUCCAUUACAGCUACGCUUGAUGGUACAAUUCUUGCCAACUUAUCCAAUUUAGAUGCUGCCGCUAUUCUGAAACACUGUCCAUAUCAUGAAGCCAUACUUAAAGCUGCUAAAUAUGGAACCAAAAUACCAUCAGAGUUGGCUUCCAGCUACGUUGCAAGUUUAAGUUCUUUAGGAUCAACUCUUUCUAAGAGUCAACAAACUUUGAUUUCACCACAAAACGGUUUCAAUACUCCCGCAGCUGGUAGUGAAAGUGUAUCGUAUAAUACUAAAGAUUUAGCCACCGCAUCGCACACUUUAGUGCAAACAAUCCUACCAAGCGAUGAUAAGAAAGAAAAGAACGAGAAAAAUAUUGUGAACAAAGGAAAAUCAUUGAAAGAUAAAUAUAAUUACAAAGAUGAUAAACUGCAGCUCGUCUCGGAACAAAUUCAACAGACGUCUGAAAAAAUUAAACAUCUAAGUGAAGAAGCGCAACAGUUGCAGCAAAAGAUUAUAUCGACGAAUAAAAAUUUACACGCAAACAGCCACGUUCAACAGUUUUCACAGGAAAUACCUGUGAAAGGUAAACAACAAAGUUAUACAAUUCAAAUCCAAUCAUCUGACGGAUCUGGUAAGACAGGUUCACCAUCAAUACCUCACGAACAAUUAUUAUCUGAAGGACUUCUACAAAGUAUUCUUCAAGCCAUUGAGCAACCUUCGUCGAACCCAGCUCCUCAAAUCCACACUGCUAAAGUCCAAAAUGUUUACGCACAUACCAAUUUCCAUCAAGGUAAUUUCCACAGCCAAAAUAACUACAAAACUCAGGGAAACUUCAAACCGAGUACGUCAGACUUCGGUAACAUCCCAGAUUUUGGAGGCCUAACUCUACCAGAUGGCUACGAACCGAUCGACAGGACAAAAGAUAAAAAUAAAAAAACAACAGAUCAAGAAAUUCAAAGCUCAAAUAAGAACAUCAAAGCAGUUUUACACAACGAAAUCGUUCACAAACACAGAGGUGAUAUUCCCGAAUGUGAUUUGAGGUCUGAAAACUCUGUGAAACACUCAGUUAUACUUCCACCCCCUAAAAUAGAAAAUAUAGAACCAGUAGACGAAAUUGAUGACAACGAUGUUGCCAUAUUCUUUGGUAAUAAUGACUCUAAAAACGAAGCGACGGAAAAGAAUGAGCCAGUAACUGAAAUAUCUGUAGCUACGAGUAUAAGUGAAAAUGUAGACCAGUAUAGUGGUAAAAAGUCUGAAUUUGGAGAUAAAAUAGUUAAGUCGUAGGCAUUUAGUUUUGCGGUAGAUUCUAGUCUAACCAGUGAGCUGUUGACUGAACAUAAAAUACAUUCGUAUAGCCAAAGGAUAUAAACACAACCGUACAUAACAUUUGUCAUAGUAAAACUGUAGAAAAAUUACCCCAUCUAAUAAUUUAUUUACAUUCUCAGACAAAAUAAUUUUAAUUAUAACAAACGCUCACUGGCGCCAUUGUGGUAAAAUAAGCCAUCAGAUGCUAGGGACGUCAAUUUACAAAAUUUCACGUUUACAUAACAUAAAUAGUUUAGUGACGUAGGUAGGUAAGUAACUCCCUUGUCCUUUCCUUUGUACUAUAUCAAUCGAUCUAUGUCACUGAAUUCUUUACAUUUUAAUGCAUAAAAUCACCAUUGCUUUUUCAGUGUUAGCUUUUAUUAUUUAGAUUGUUAAAAUCUUGGAUUAUCUCAGGGAAAUAAUGUAGUUAUAAGUGUAAUAUAGUAUACUUUUUCACACAUUAUAGAGAACAAAAUGUGCGACAAAGUGAACAAUCGGUAUUUAAUUUGUCAUCGAUUGCUCUGAAGUUAGCGAGUCGUUAUUUAUUUAAAUUUGGAUCGAACCCACAGUUCGUUAGAUCUAAUGAUCUAGAUCUCUCUGCACUAAUCUGGGUACGACUCAAGUUAUUCUUAUAAAUUAUUACACCCCGAUAAAGGAAAGGUAAUUUUAAAUUAACUAGCUGCCGUUAUGACCAAUUAUAUAAAAUAAGAAAUGAAUGAAUAGAGAUGUGAAUAUAUUUUGUUUUUAUCGAUUCAUCCGAUACUAGAUUGGAAAGUGUAACAGCCGAAUGCAAAUGGUUUGACAACUUUCUUUUACCGGGGCAUAAAUUAUAACGUUAUUUAUAAAAUUAACCGUAGUUAUAAGUGUUGUAGUAUUGGGUGUUUUUUUAUAUUGAUUCGAUCGAAUUAAUCGCAAGUAUGUACUGAUUUGUACAAAUAUUUUGUUGUUUAAGACGAAUAAAAUGUACAGUUAAUUUAUAAA
Plodia interpunctella (Indianmeal moth) is the source of this 4378-nucleotide messenger RNA. RefSeq lists its product as uncharacterized. The transcript has 5 exons. The record is from RefSeq and is a predicted model, not a curated record. NCBI's taxonomy places the organism in Eukaryota, Metazoa, Arthropoda, Insecta, Lepidoptera, Pyralidae. The coding region runs from base 167 to 3376 and encodes 1069 amino acids.